AUGUCUCUUCCCGAGGCCGCCUGGGCUUUAGUAAAAAGAAACACGGGAAAGGCCGUCAUCGAGAAGCUGCCCCUUCCCGAGCUCCGAGACGGCAAUGUGCUAGUCAAGACAAAGGCCGUUGCUAUCAAUCCUACAGACUACAAGUACAUUGACAGCUAUGACCCAGAAAGUCUUGGUGUAAGGGUCGGAUGUGACUUUUCGGGCGAGGUUGUUGCUGUUGGCAAUGGAGUUACCAACUUCAAGGUUGGUGAUCGAAUUGCUGGAUUCAUUCCCGGAGCGAACAUUCUUGAACCAGACAUCGGGUCCUUUGGAGAGUAUAUAAUUGUCCAGGCAGAUGUCCAAUUUCACAACCCUCUCAGCGAUGAGGAGGGAGCAUCCAUUGGAGUAUCAAUCUUUACAGUCGGCCAAGGUCUAUACCAGAGCUUAGGGCUUAACCUUCCAUCAGACUCCAUCACGACGUCAACCCCGAUUCUCAUUUACGGCGGUAGCACCGCCUCGGGCAUUCUUGGAAUCCAGUUCGCCAAGCUGUCUGGAUACAAAGUCAUCACCACCGCCAGCCCCCGGAAUUUCGACUAUCUCAAGUCCCUAGGAGCUGAUGCCGUCUUCGAUUACCGAUCACCCACCGUCGUCGAGGACAUUAUCGCUGCUGCAGGCGGCGAGCUGACCAUCGCCUGGGACUGCAUCUCGCUCGAAGGCUCAGCCAAGAUCUGCGCAGCUUCAAUCUCAGACAAGGGUGGAAAGCUUGGCUUACUCCUCCCAGUUGAACCGGCUAUCAUCAAUGCCAUAAACCCCAACAUCAUCUCAUCCAGCACUCUUGCCUACUCAAUCACGGGACAGCCCAUGAAAAGAUAUGGUAAAAGUUUUCCUGCCAAUCCCGAGGACAAUGAAUUCGCAAAGGAAUUCAGAGACUUGGCUGAGCAAAUCUUUAAGGAUGGCAAGGCGAAGCCGGCCAAGAUUGAGGUUAACCGCGGUGGAGAAAGCCUUGAGGGAGUUUUGGUGGGCUUGGAUGAGAUGCGCAAGGAGAAGGUUAGCGGAGUGAAGCUCGUUUACACGAUUUAA
Messenger RNA from Trichoderma virens Gv29-8, 1059 nucleotides. RefSeq lists its product as uncharacterized. NCBI's taxonomy places the organism in Eukaryota, Fungi, Ascomycota, Sordariomycetes, Hypocreales, Hypocreaceae. The record is from RefSeq and is a predicted model, not a curated record. The coding region runs from base 1 to 1059 and encodes 352 amino acids. The transcript has 3 exons. Gene Ontology annotation, molecular function: oxidoreductase activity, acting on NAD(P)H.